Fusarium fujikuroi IMI 58289 is the source of this 1548-nucleotide messenger RNA. Its product is annotated as related to zinc transporter. Bases 1 to 1548 code for a protein of 515 amino acids. The record is from RefSeq and is a predicted model, not a curated record. Gene Ontology annotation, molecular function: zinc ion transmembrane transporter activity. The transcript has 6 exons. Lineage: Eukaryota; Fungi; Ascomycota; Sordariomycetes; Hypocreales; Nectriaceae. Gene Ontology annotation, cellular component: plasma membrane. Gene Ontology annotation, biological process: zinc ion transmembrane transport.
AUGCACACCUCCGCUUUGUCACUCGCUGGAUGGGGCCUUGUCUUCUCUGCGGCCUCUGCUGCUGCCAGCAAUGUCCAUAUCGCCCCUAGAGCUACCCAGGCUCCCUCGACCACCGCAGCCAACCCUGAGGUAACUACCAUUACAGGUUGCCACCUGCAUGCCUCUGGACUAUAUUGUUUCGCUGGUGAGACCGAGUACUUGGUAGAUGUCAAGGUCACUGCAACCACAGACGUCCCUUCGCAGUACACCGACUGCCAUUCCCAUGGCUCUGAUAUGUUCUGUGUAGACUCUGACGGUGCAGAUGUUUCUGUUCAAGCUGAAGGUGCUGAGUCAGAAGAGGACCACGCCAAGGAAGAUGAAGAUCACGACCACGACCACGAUCAUGAGGAAGCAAGUGGCACCGGAUCUGCAGCCGCGGCUGGAAACACCAAAGAAGCUGAGAACGAGCACUGCCAUUUCCAUGCUGGUGUUGAACACUGCACAGGUCAUAGCGAUUCUGAAUCCAGCGAGACCGAGUCUGGUUCUUCCUCUUCUGCAUGCCAGCCUCGGAGGAGAGACUAUGACGUUGGUCUCCGUGUUGGUCUGCUCUUCGUUAUCCUAGCCACAGGUGCUCUGGGUGUCUUUGGCCCCAUCCUGCUGCACAAGAUGAUGCCCAGCAAACUCAACAUUGUCCUCAUUGUAUUAAAGCAAUUUGGAACUGGUAUUAUAAUCUCUACCGCCUUUGUUCACCUGUACACCCACGCAUUUCUCAUGUUCGGUAACCAGUGUAUUGGAGAGCUGGGCUAUGAAGCUACGACAUCCGCUCUUGUCAUGGCUGGCAUCUUCCUUUCUUUCCUUGUUGAGUACAUCGGCAACCGCAUCGUUCUCGCAAAGACAAAGGCUUCAGCCAAUCUCUCUGGUGCUGAAAGGAAGAGUGCCUGGUUGUCUACUGAGGUUGUCAGUGUUCUGGUUAUGGAGAUGGGUAUCCUCUUCCACUCUCUUCUGAUCGGCUUAACGCUCGUUGUAGCAGGUGAUGAAUACUUCCUAACCUUAUUCGUCGUCAUUCUUUUCCAUCAGAUGUUUGAAGGUAUCGCUCUUGGGAGCCGAAUCGCCACCAUCGGUACUUCGAACGAUAGUCACGCCCCACCCGUGGCUCGCAUCUCCCAGGACACUUCCUCCGCUCAAGAUUCAGACAAGGCCCCUGCUUCCACUGAGACGAUCCCAAACGAGGAAUCGACCCCUGUUGGUUUGACCAUGAAGAAGAAGCUCGGCCUUGCCUCUCUUUUCGCCUUCAUUACUCCUAUCGGUAUGGCCAUUGGUAUUGGUGUCUUACAACAAUUCAAUGGUAACGACAAGUCUACUCUUAUCGCAAUCGGUACCCUCGACGCUGUCUCCGCAGGUAUCCUCAUGUGGGUUGGACUUGUAGAGAUGUGGGCUGCAGAUUGGAUGUCAGGGGGUCAUGGCCACAAGGCUGAGCUCGCUGACGCCAACCUGCUCACAACCAUUCUUGCCGGCACUGGUCUGGUUGCCGGCCUGGUGGUGAUGAGUCUUUUGGGUAAGUGGGCAUAG